Tripterygium wilfordii is the source of this 642-nucleotide messenger RNA. RefSeq lists its product as uncharacterized. The record is from RefSeq and is a predicted model, not a curated record. Gene Ontology annotation, cellular component: chloroplast. The transcript has 3 exons. Lineage: Eukaryota; Viridiplantae; Streptophyta; Magnoliopsida; Celastrales; Celastraceae. The coding region runs from base 292 to 642 and encodes 116 amino acids.
GAAUAAUGCAUGAGAAUGAGUAAGUCAUCAACUUUUAAAGGUGUUUGAGGAGAGUGUGGAGGAUGCAAGUAUCAAAUUUUUUUUACAUAUUCACAAAAAUGUAAUUUUUUUACCUGGUAUUUUGGAGAAUAUUUGUGGAGGAGAUAUUUUUAGGCACAUUUAUUUUAUUUUUCUAAAAAUGUAAUUCCAAUCAAAAAAAGUUUAGGUGGUUAGAUUUCCACUGAAUUCACAGAAGCCAUGGAAAUUGAAACCUAAAAACUCACAGAUUGUUGAAAUUAUACGUAUACUGUCAUGGCACUGAAUCUCAGUCCUCCUCUUCCUCUCUGUCUGAUUCCAAAACACAAGCACCGGUCCAGGUUAUGUUCUUCUUCAUUUAGAGCAUCCGCGCAGUCUGAGAGGAAUGAAGGCGGAGUAACAGAGGAGGGAUCUCCUGCUGCUUUUUCUGGGUCUCUCUCUUCUAGUCGAACACAGUUAGAUCUCUUGGAGCAACUCACUUCUACUGCUCCAUCAGUUGAUGGUUACGAGAGUGAUGGUAUUUCUGGAGAACUUACAAUUCGAGAACAGCUAGCGCAGCUGGUUGGAGAAAGAGAAGGUGACUUCAGCAUUCCGUUGGGAAAAGAUUUGAAGAAGGUUAGUGCCUGA